AUGAAUCCCGAUGAUUAUUUAUUUACUGAAGAUGCUGAUUAUUUGAAGUCCGGUAAUAUUUCGAGUGAAGAAGAUUUUGAAAAAAUGUUAUCAUCACCUGAGGCUGAUCACUAUUCAUUACAAGCAUCAUCAACACACAGUCCAGAUAUAGAAAUUGAUCCAUUAAAUUUAAUUUGUUGUGUUUGUGGUGCUCCUGCACAUGGUUAUAAUUUUGAUCAGAUCACGUGUGAAUCAUGCAAAGCAUUUUUUCGUCGAAACGCAUUAAAAAAUACGUCCAAUUUUAAAUGUCGUUUCGCUGGCUGCUGUGUGAUAAAUAUAUCUACGCGACGUCAAUGUACUUAUUGUCGACUAAAGAAAUGUUUCGAUGUAAAUAUGCGUAAAGAAUGGAUACGUACAGAUGAAGAACGUGAAUUACGAUUAUUGAAAAAUCUACAAAAAGAACAAAGAAAACUAAACAAAUCAUCAGCUGAUCAUCAAUUAAUGGUAAAACUACCGAUAGUCAUACGAAAGAAAAAACGUAUUCUACCAGCAACUGCCAGAUUAGUAUCACAAGCAUUUAUUAUUCCUAAAAUUUGUAAAUUAAAUUCUUUCGGUGUUCAUCGUAAUCUAUCUGCUGAUGAUAAAAUUCUAUUAAAUAAUAUCAUAUGUGCUUAUAAAUACGGAGCUGAUCAAGCUGAUUCUUCUCAUGUAAAUCGUUAUACAUCAUCAUCAUCAUUAACACAGUUUAUCAAUGAUGAAAGUAUCAAUCAUAAAUCAUUAAUUUAUUUUUAUAAACAUAUUCCAGAAUUUCGACAAUUAGAUACUGAUGAUCAAGUUUUAUUAAUUAAAUGUAAUAUGGUUGAUAUUAUACAUUUGCAUCUUGUAAUAGUACAAAAUUUUCACGAAAAUUCGAAAAUGGCUGAACAUAUGUCACAAUGGAUAAGUCUAGAUUUUCAUCGACAAAUGUCUGGAACACGACAAAAAUUUGAUCGUUUUAUGAAAUAUCCCGCUAUAUUACAAAUAGCAUUGAUUGUUCUUAUAUUUAGUAUUAAUUUAUCGACACCACGUGGUAGUAGUGAAAGUAUGAAUUAUAUAAAUAAAAGAAAAUUAUAUGAAAGUCAAAAUUAUUAUGUCUCAUUACUUUGGCGUUAUUUAAAUUAUCUCUUUGAUGAACAAGAAGCAAUACGAUCAAUGGUAUUAAUUGUUAUGCAAAUUUUACAUUAUCAAGUGUUAAUGACUAUAAUGGAUGAAAUGUUACAAAAAAGUGGAAUGGAAGAUAUGUUAAAUCCAUUGAUGCAAUCUAUUUUUGGAUUAACUUGA
Messenger RNA from Adineta steineri, 1299 nucleotides. The record is from the annotation of a GenBank genome assembly. Lineage: Eukaryota; Metazoa; Rotifera; Eurotatoria; Adinetida; Adinetidae.